Messenger RNA from Pan troglodytes (chimpanzee), 1692 nucleotides. It is a transcript of the gene HMX2, whose product is annotated as H6 family homeobox 2. Gene Ontology annotation, molecular function: RNA polymerase II transcription regulatory region sequence-specific DNA binding; DNA-binding transcription factor activity, RNA polymerase II-specific. Gene Ontology annotation, cellular component: nucleus. The transcript has 2 exons. Gene Ontology annotation, biological process: regulation of transcription by RNA polymerase II. The record is from RefSeq and is a predicted model, not a curated record. NCBI's taxonomy places the organism in Eukaryota, Metazoa, Chordata, Mammalia, Primates, Hominidae. Bases 244 to 1065 code for a protein of 273 amino acids.
GCAUUUGCACCGGGGCUGGGCGGGCGCACCCAGAGCCGGGCGGGCAGGAACCCCUGCGCAGCCAUCCGGUGCCUGCAUGUCCCUAGCGCGGAAGGGACGCCUCACCAGCGUCGGCGCCCCCUCCCCCUAGAUUCCCUGCCGGCCCCUCCCCGCUGCCUGCCUGCUGCACCACCUUCCACCCAGAUCACCCAGAUCGUCUCUAAAGGGAGUUCUUGGUUUCCUUCGAUUUCUUAUGAACCCAGGAUGGGCAGCAAAGAAGAUGCGGGCAAGGGGUGUCCGGCGGCCGGUGGCGUCUCCAGCUUCACCAUCCAGUCCAUCCUGGGCGGGGGCCCCUCGGAGGCACCGCGGGAGCCCGUCGGCUGGCCAGCCAGGAAGCGCAGCCUGUCCGUGUCCUCGGAGGAGGAGGAGCCGGACGACGGCUGGAAGGCGCCCGCCUGCUUCUGCCCAGACCAGCACGGCCCUAAGGAGCAGGGCCCCAAGCACCAUCCCCUCAUCCCUUUUCCUUGCCUGGGUACCCCCAAGGGCAGCGGAGGCUCGGGCCCGGGCGGCUUGGAGCGCACGCCUUUCCUCUCUCCUUCGCACUCGGACUUUAAAGAAGAGAAAGAGAGGCUCCUGCCCGCGGGCUCGCCCUCGCCGGGGUCCGAGCGGCCGCGGGACGGCGGCGCUGAGCGGCAGGCCGGCGCGGCCAAGAAGAAGACGCGCACCGUCUUUUCUCGCAGCCAGGUGUACCAGCUCGAGUCCACCUUCGACAUGAAGCGCUACCUGAGCAGCUCGGAGCGCGCCUGCCUCGCCUCCAGCCUGCAGCUCACGGAGACCCAGGUAAAGACUUGGUUCCAGAACCGCCGCAACAAGUGGAAGCGGCAGCUCUCGGCUGAGCUGGAGGCGGCCAACAUGGCGCACGCGUCGGCGCAGACUCUGGUGAGCAUGCCGCUGGUGUUCCGGGACAGUUCGCUGCUGCGCGUGCCGGUGCCGCGCUCGCUCGCCUUUCCCGCGCCGCUCUACUACCCGGGAAGCAACCUCUCGGCCUUACCUCUCUACAACCUAUACAACAAGCUCGACUACUGACCGGCCCGCCGCCCCGCGCCGCCCGCCUGCGCCCCGGGCUGCCUCCAGCUGCCCGCAGAGCCGGGCGCGGACUGUACUGUAAGCAGGGCUCCGGAGCAAGGCGGCGUGUUUCCAGAAAUAUGAAGAAAUACACCAUGUGUAUUCAUUAGCUCUUAUUUAUGGCCUCUGCCCUACUUUUUGUUUUGAUUAUUUCGGGUAUUUAUCGGCAUUCCCUAAGUCAGAGAGCCUGCUUCCUACCUAGACAGAACCAGUACGCUUUGAAAACCAUUCGGAGUGGGAUGUUCUCGGGUGGUGGUGGGAAAGGGAGUUUUGGCCAGACAGGCUGUGGUUGGUAGGGAAAAAAAUCAGGAAAACACCUACAAAACCAGGUACACUCCUCCCCCAUAUAUACACCUGUAUAUAUGUACAUGCAUACACGCUCGGCCAAGCCAGGCCCUCAGAGGCUUUGGACAAUUACCAAAUUGCUUCUUUUCGUUUCCCUCAUCCCGAGGAUGGUAGGGACGAAAAGGGGAGAGUUCAGAUCUGUAAAUAUUUUUAAAAAGAAAAAAAAUAAAACAUUUUAAACAUCUUUGCUAACUUUGGUGGGCUUGGUUGCCCGGCAUGAUAACGCACGGAAGGUUUUCAGGU